AGCUCGGAUUUACGUUACAAAUAAUUAAUUACUGUAAGAAGUAGCAUAGCUAAAGUCAAUCUCUUUAUGGUUGAGGUACAUUAAUUACAUUUUCACAAAUUAGUAUUAGUAUUUCCUUUGUUGCGUAAUUGUCUCCAGUUGGAAUUUUUAUUGAUUUGGUAUUAAUUCAUUAAUGUGGCUUAUUGCUCCAUGUUGAUUUGUGUUUUUAGGUUUAUUCGUGAUCGACAGACGAUAUAUUUACGAAAUCAAGUCAACUGAUUUUAAUGGGAGACAGUUAUAAUGCAUUAAAUACAAGUUAAAACCAGAGCUAUGUAGAAUACACCAUACCUGCUCAUUACAAUUAUUGGCGGUGUCCCUGAACGCAGCACGACCCCGGAAAUUGACAGUUGGCGAACAGGAAGUAGCGCGCGCUCCACAAUGGCUGCAGCAGGAUGAUCCAUUCAAGCUGAUGUCAGCCGAUACAAACGGGACUACAGAGGACGGCGACCGCGUCGAGGAGGUCAGCGAACGCAACUCUGCCCCGCCUGCGUUUGAGGAAACGACCGUGGACCCCAACACCUCCGUGACCAUGUCGAACUUUUGGCUCAACUUGUGCUACAGCGAUGACUCUGCGCGGCGGAGACCUCCGAGGGGGAACCGGGGGAGAUACAAGGGGUUUCAACACAGGGCGCAUCCUCUCGAGCAGCGGGGCUUCCCGGAAGGUCGCGACCUGAUCCACCACAGACACGACCCGCAUCUGCGCCAAAACGGCGGCUUUACGCACUACGCGGGUUCCCCGCAUCCUCGCGGCGCAGCCAGCGCUUCGCCCUCCGCGGCCUCGACGUCCACACACCAGCUGCCUUCCUGCUCUGCGACCAACAGGGGCUGCCACGGGAGGCCGGCGAGCAGAAAACCGCCGCCGGCUGCCGCCGCCGCCUCCUCCGCCCCCUCCGCCCACCGGCCCUCGCCGGCGUGCAGCCACAAACCUGCCGCCGCCGUCGCCGCCCACCGGCCCUCGCCGUCGUGCAGCCACAAACCCGCCGCCGCGCAAACGUCGGCGGGAAUCCCCACCAAGUACCUGGCUCUGGACUGCGAGAUGGUGGGCACGGGGCCGAAGGGGAGCAUCAGCCAGCUGGCCCGCUGCAGCCUGGUGUCCUACGAGGGAGACGUGGUUUACGAUAAAUUCAUCAACCCCUCCAUGCCCGUCACCGACUACCGCACCCGGUGGAGCGGCAUUCGGCGCUGCGACCUCGUCAACGCCAUGCCGUACGUAGAGGCCCGGAAGGAGAUCCUGAGGCUGCUCAUGGGCAAGGUGGUGAUCGGCCACGCCGUCCACAACGACUUCAAGGUGCUCGGGUACUCGCACCCCGCCGCCCUGACCAGAGACACGUCUCGGAUCCCGCUGCUCAACCUGAGGGCCGGCUUCGCCGUGGCCGAGUGCGCCUCGCUGAAGAGGCUCACCAAGGCCAUCCUCAACCGGGACAUCCAGACCGGGAAGAAGGGCCACUCUUCUGUGGAGGACGCCAAGGCCACCAUGGAGCUUUACAGAGUGGUGGAGGUGGAGUGGGAGAGGAAGCUGGCCUCCAGGUCCCAGGCCUGCUAGAGGGUCGGAAGAGACAACGUGGAAAUAAAUAAAUAAAAACUGGGUUCAAGUUGACGUUUCGGGGGCCGUUACUCGCGGCGGUGAGGUCACGGCCGCGGCGCCCGGACGCGGCGCCGCUCGGGCCUUCAGCUCCAGCAGCUCUUUCUCAGGGUUUGUGCAUUGUGUCUUUUAAAAAAAAAACAUUUUAAAAGGUGCUCCUGCCACCAGGGGGCAGUCAUGUCUUAAUCCCAGCAACAAAACUACAUCACGAACACCCCAACAACAACAACAACAACAACAAAAAAGAGCUCACUUUAUGGAUAAUUAAUGGUUCUUCUGUUUUAUUUUAAUGUGAAUGUGAGAAAACCGAGAAUAGAUUUCUAGAAAGAAAGUUAAAACCUUUUAACCCCUAAACGACCUCCGUGGUCCUCGAUGUUCAUGCACUGUCUUAAUGAGACUGUUGUUGACUCCACCGGCAUCCUGUUGACCUGUUGACCUGUUGACCUGUUGACCUCCACUCUUCAUGUACGGCGGAUGUUUUUUAACUAAGGAAGUGCUUCAGAGUUCGGUGCUCAACUCCAAUAAAUCAAUUCCUCAUCAUCGA
Molecule: messenger RNA, 2165 nt
Organism: Cyclopterus lumpus (lumpfish)
Lineage: Eukaryota; Metazoa; Chordata; Actinopteri; Perciformes; Cyclopteridae
Gene: isg20l2
Product: interferon stimulated exonuclease gene 20-like 2
Exons: 4
Coding region: 449-1582 (377 amino acids)
Cellular component (GO): nucleus
Molecular function (GO): nucleic acid binding; exonuclease activity
Source: RefSeq, a predicted model, not a curated record